This is a messenger RNA of Dipodomys ordii (Ord's kangaroo rat), 1622 nucleotides long. RefSeq names its product protein phosphatase, Mg2+/Mn2+ dependent, 1K (gene Ppm1k). Gene Ontology annotation, biological process: protein dephosphorylation. Lineage: Eukaryota; Metazoa; Chordata; Mammalia; Rodentia; Heteromyidae. Gene Ontology annotation, molecular function: protein serine/threonine phosphatase activity; cation binding. The record is from RefSeq and is a predicted model, not a curated record. The transcript is spliced from 7 exons. Bases 218 to 1336 code for a protein of 372 amino acids.
ACGGUUGAGAAAUUCUCCACAAUCUUCCAGAGACGAGGUUGUGGCUGCGGAUUGCUUUCUUCAGAGAUCGAAGUCAAGGCAAUCUCAUUUACCAACCGAGAGCCCUUCCUCUCUUUCCGUUAGCUAAUUAAAAUAUUUCCAGAAACAGCCAUCACAAGGUACGGUCAUUUCCUUAAAGCCAUUGCAUCACUGUUCCAUUGGCCUUUGGACUUGAGUUAUGUCAACAGCCGCCUUGAUUACUUUGGUCAGAAGAGGCGGGGACCAGGUGAGGAGGCGAGUGUUGCUAAGCUCCCGUCUGCUGCAGGAGGACCGGCGGGUGACCCCCGCGUGCCCCAGCUCCACCUCCGAGCCCAGAUAUUCUCGCUUUGAUUCCGACGGGAGUGGGCGGCCGGCCACCUGGGACAAUUUUGGGAUCUGGGAUAACCGCAUCGAUGAGCCAAUCCUGCUGCCACCCAGCAUUAAGUAUGGCAAGCCAAUUCCCAAAAUCAGCCUGGAAAACGUGGGCUGUGCCUCCCACAUUGGCAAAAGGAAAGAGAAUGAAGAUCGCUUCGGCUUGGCUGAGCUGACAGAGGAGAUCCUGUAUUUCGCGGUUUAUGACGGACACGGGGGACCCGCGGCGGCCGAUUUCUGCCACACCCACAUGCAGACAUGUGUUAGGGAUUUGCUUUCUAAGGAGAAGAACUUGGAAGCCGUGUUGACCUUGGCUUUUCUAGAAAUAGAUAAAGCCUUUGCCAGUCAAGCCCAGCUCUCUGCAGAUGCGACCCUUCUGACCUCCGGGACUACUGCUACAGUAGCCCUGUUGCGAGAUGGUAUCGAACUGGUUGUAGCCAGUGUUGGGGACAGCCGAGCUCUUUUGUGUAGAAAAGGCAAACCUAUGAAGCUGACCAUUGACCAUACUCCAGAGAGAAAAGAUGAAAAAGAAAGGAUUAAGAAGUGCGGGGGCUUUGUGGCAUGGAAUAGUUUGGGACAGCCUCAUGUGAAUGGCAGGCUUGCAAUGACAAGAAGCAUUGGAGACUUGGAUCUUAAAGCGAGUGGUGUGAUCGCAGAGCCUGAAACAAAGAGAAUCAAGCUCCAUCAUGCUGAGGACAGCUUCCUGGUCCUCACCACCGAUGGAAUUAACUUCAUGGUGAAUAGUCAAGAGAUUUGUGACUUUGUCAAUCAGUGCCACGAUCCUAAUGAAGCAGCCCACGUGGUGACAGAGCAGGCCAUCCAGUACGGUACUGAGGACAACAGUACAGCAGUAGUUGUGCCUUUUGGUGCCUGGGGAAAAUACAAGAACUCUGAAGUCAAUUUCUCCUUUAGCAGAAGCUUUGCCUCCAGUGGACGCUGGGCCUGAUGGCUGGCUGGUAUGGGCCUGUGUUAUUGCUGCUGAUUGUAUCAAGAAACAGAAGAUCAAAACAGUCACCCAGGAGUCCCUUGGACUCUAUAUAGUUGUACAGUCACUGUAAAGUUAACCAUCUACAUCAUUGUGUGUUCAUAAAUACUCAUUAUAGCUAUGUAUAAACCUUAACAUAAACACCAUGGAAUGAAAUGUGCAGAGAUUGAGAGUCUCUAAACUAAGCAGGCAAAGGAAAACAUAUGUUUGUACAUUUGAGUGUAAAGUGUGAGUGCCUGUUGCUAGU